UCCACUCUUCCAAAUUUGUGUAAGCAAGAGAGAGGGAAUGGGAAGAAAUCCAAGCCCUACUCUUUUGAAGGAUGGGUUGAACAAGGGGGCAUGGACGGUGAUAGAAGACUAUAUCCUCAUUGAUUACGUCAAAAGGAAUGGUGAAGGAAAGUGGGGAAGAGUUGUAAAGGAAACGGGUCUCAGGAGGUGCGGCAAAAGCUGUAGACUGCGUUGGUUAAAUUAUCUCCGACCUGACAUUAAGAGAGGGAACAUAUCCGAUGAUGAAGAAGAGCUCAUCAUUAGGCUCCAUAAGCUUUUAGGAAACAGGUGGUCUCUCAUAGCAGGAAGGUUGCCAGGCCGAACAGAUAACAAAAUAAAGAACUAUUGGAACACAGUCUUAAAGAAGAAGUCUAAAUUAGGUGGCGAGCAACCAAAGAAUCAUAAACCGAUAAAUGAUAUCACCGUCAAAUAUCAAUGCAAUGAAGUUUUGGAGGCCAUAGCUCAUGAAGAUCAUCCAUUAGACCAAACGACAGCAGCCUCUGCCGUCUUGCCUAAAGCCUCAACAGCAAAUACAACGAUAUUGCAAGCAGAAGGUCAGGUGAUACUGCCAAUGGCCGUUGAGAAUAUUAAUGAUUGUUGUCCAUGGGACUUCACGGCCGUUGAGCACAAGCUGGGUGAAGUUUUCAUGUCUGAGUUUGUUGACUUGUUUACAAUUGCGGCCAAUGACCUCUACCCGCAGAAUAAUGGUCGCCCUGGAGAAUGUGAAAAUGUGUUCGACGUUAAGCGGAGUGUUCAUUCCUCUUCCGAUGACUUAGUUGCAGGUCCUAACUAGGUGUUGUUUGGUUAUUAAUAAAGAGAGAGCAUUUGAAGAUAAACUAGGCAUUUAGACAAUAAAAGGAGUGGAAGUGACAGAAUAAUUUUUGUGAAGACAGUCUUAGCAUUUCUUUACAGUAUUUUGAUAUUACUUUAAUUUCAUAUGCAUUGGAUAAAUAUGUUAAUAAUUUUAUAAAUAAUAUGUCAUUUUUCUUUA
This is a messenger RNA of Punica granatum (pomegranate), 1009 nucleotides long. Lineage: Eukaryota; Viridiplantae; Streptophyta; Magnoliopsida; Myrtales; Lythraceae. The record is from RefSeq and is a predicted model, not a curated record.